AUGAUCCUCGCCACCAUCAUCGCCAACUGUAUCGUCCUGGCCUUGGAGCAGCACCUGCCUGGAGAGGACAAGACCCCCAUGUCCAAGAGACUGGUGAGUAAACCAUCUACCAAUACACUGUGUUUUAAGUCAGUCGUCAUCAGUGGGAUUCUCCAUACUUGCAGAAGUUUCUUUCAAAAACACAAUUUCCCUCCCAAUUCCUUAUUCAUGAAAUUUGGUAUUUAAUUGUAAUCUGACAUUUUCUCCAAAGAUUGGAGAGAAAUGGAUAGUUGCAGCAAAAAGAGAACACUUAAUAUUGUUUUAUGACUUUAGAAUACAUUGUUAGCUUGGAAAUUAGUUGUUUUAUUUUAUUUUAGUGUUUGUUGUUGUUAUUAUUUGAUUUGUAUGUUUUUGUUAUUUUAUAGUAUGUGUUGACUAAGAUUGGGGAUGGGGUGGGGCCGCCAGGGGUAUGUUUGGGAUGGGGGGUGAGAGGAUGGGGUUGUUCAAAAAGGGGGGGGAAAUUGUAUUGUUUUUAUAGAUUUUAUUGCCAUUGUGAUCCAAUAAAAACAAUUGUUCCGAAAAAUGAAAUAAUUGUUUGUUAAAGGCAUAUAAUAAAUGUCUGAGUUACUGUGUAUUUCCUGCAUUAUGUAUGAAUUAAUUCUGAAUGCAGUAUACCUAUUGAGCCAUUGCAUAGACCAUAAAGGUCCAAAUUGGUCCUCUGAGUUCCCUGCUGCCUCAGAAUGCAAAAUCAUUGAUUAUCUUUAAGACACAUUUAACAUGUGUAACAAUGUUACACUUUAACCAAACAAAGUACAAAUAACUGUAUAUACUAUAGCAUUAUAUAAAAGUGGUGUUUUUGGCAUGUCACAGUUAUCCCCUCUAACCCGUUAGUAGCUUGUUAGUUUUACAGUUGUGUUUUAUUGUUUCCUCCAGUAGAGUGUGAAACUACCUGGAUUAAUUGGUUCUCAUUCGAUAAAUAGCUAUGACAGCUAUUAUAUAUAUAUAUAUAUAUAUAUAUAUAUAUAUAUAUAUAUAUAUAUAUAUAUUAUCAUGCUAAUUGUACAUCUGUGAGCACAUGAGAGUGCUUACCUGCCUGCUGAGAGAAAAAUUUAAUUAGCCCUUUGAAAAGGGAAAAACAUAAAUGAUUGCUUGUUAUGUACUGUAGUAUAUGUAUUCUUUAGGGGAAUGUUUCAUUAUAUGUGUUUAAUUUUCAACAGAUUUAAGUGUUUUUCCAUUAACCUAAAGCGUGAUAAAUGUGUCCACACAAAUGCUGUUACUGUAUAUGCUUUGUUCUGUAACCUUUCAUGUUAUCAUGACCACUUUGUACUGUAGUUUAACAUUUACAUUUUAGUCAUUUUGUCUGAUAUGUCAAUUUUUUAUUCACAGGAAAAGACAGAGCCUUACUUCAUUGGGAUGUUCUGCUUUGAAGCUGGGAUUAAAGUGGUGGCGUUGGGAUUUGUAUUCCAUAAAGGCUCCUACCUGAGAAACGGCUGGAACAUCAUGGAUUUCAUUGUGGUUCUGAGUGGGUGAGUACGGUAGGCUGUCUCAGUCAGCUGAAACACUACAGGACUGUUAAUAUACUGCUGUAUAACACCCUCCUGUUUCAACACCCUGUUCAUGGCUGCUUGCUCAAAUAAGACCGGUGUAUUGCACUUGCACUAGCCUAGUUCAUUAUAUUGAUUUUUGAAAGGUUUUAUUGAAUGUUCAUCAAUGUUCUUGGCAUGUUUAACAGACUGUUUCAUGUGUAUUUGACUUUAUCAGAUGUAUGUUGUUAAUUUCCUGGAAGGAGUUAAUUUAAUUUCUGAGGCAAAUAUCGUGGCACAUCUUCUCAGUUCAGAUGCCAAGAACAAAACACUGUCCGUGGAAUAAUCAAAUCUUGCGGACGUAUAGCUUUAGGGCUCUUAGUGUCUUCAACUAAAAUAACACACAAGAAUACAGUUCACCUUUAGGCUUUUACACACAAUGGAAAGGAAUAUAUGUUUCCACUGUCUAGACUCCUGGAGCAAAUGAUUGCAGUGGACAAUGAAAAGGUUACUACAGGUUAUUUGCUGAUCUAAAAGGGGUAAGGGAUUCUCUUGAGAGGCUGAGGACGAAGACAGUUUAUCUUCCUAACAGCACUACCUGUUACAUUUGAGUCAUUUAGCAGAUGCUCUUAUCUAGAGCAAUUAUUGUUAAGUGCCUUGCAGAUUUUUCACCUAGUGAACUCGGGGAUUCGAACCAGCGAACCUUUCGGUUACGGGCCCAAGGUGCUUAACUGCUAGGCUACACGCCACCUCUGUUGAAAACAGCAGGGCCAACUCUGGUUCAAUACACACACAUACGCACACAGAUGAAAUAUUAAUCCAUUCCAUAGUGCAAAAGUACAAAGGGUGGCAAGGUUCUGACAGAAUUUUACAUGAUUCUCUGCGUUUCAUUAUUAAUGAGCGCAGGCUCACAGUGCUGAAUAAGGCCCAGCUCUCUGCUGAAAGGAGGAGAGGAAAAGGAGGAGAGGAGAAAGGGAUGGGGUGGGAGAGGAGUGUCAGACUGGGGCUGUGGAGCCAUGUCCUUAAAGCUCUGAUAAUGUCUCCUCACCCACAGUGCCCAUCACCCCCAACCUCACCCCUCCUCUCUGGCUGUGUGUCUUGAUGUGUGUGUGGAUGGUCAUAUGUGGAGAUGUUAUGCCUUGUCAGAUAUUCCCAGCCAGGUGAGAGGGGAGUGGUCUGGCUGUAGCUACUCUUCUUCUGCAUUACAUUUACAUUACAUUUUAGUAAUUUAGCAGACGCUCUUAUCCAGAGCAACUUACAGUUAGUGAGUGCAUACAUUUUUCAUACUGGCCCCCCGUGGGAAACGAACCCACCACACCACAGCCCAAAGUAGAGAUUUAAUUAAAACCCAGCGAGGAGCAGUGAAUUCAAAUGGAUUGGGUUACUCCGCUGACUUUCUCCGUAGACUCCUCUCAUCUGGCCUAAUUUUCCCCCUAAAUGACCUGUCGUAUCUAACCUUUGAGAUACACGAUUACUACUCUACUCAGACAUUUGUCUUCUCACACUGCGUAUAUUGAUACAUUUUCCUCUUCAGGUUUUACAUUACAUUAUUUUCAGGGAUAUGUGCCGGGUGAGUGCAUUCCAAUCUCUUGAUACCAAAUCUAGUACUUUUAGGGCUCUAUCUUUGGCUGGUGCCAAGGCGGCGAAAGUGUCAAACGAGCGUUAGUUGGCAAUUUCGCAAUGUAGAAACUGGUGCUCUGGCAUUUUCCACCCCUUGCACCAGGUUUGGCAAUUUACCUGUCUAACAUCAGCUCACGUGCACUGAGGUGGGAGGGGUGGUAAUAUUUGAGGUGUGUCCUUCAAAACAAGUGCAAAAGUGACAAUUUCAUGGAGCACAAAUUGUGAGAUUUAAGACCAACGAAAAGCAGGUCUUAGCGGUAACGCAGAUGGUAAUGACAUUGAUUUGAGAGUGGAAGCGCAACCUAUCCAGCUGUGAUGCACAGUGCCCAUAUGCUCAUGUAACAAGAGGGGAAAUGUCCAUUUUGGGCCGUUAACCCUCGUAAUUAGAAACAUAAGAAAUUAAUCACCAAAGCUUAAUUAAAAGAAUACGUUUAGGAGCAGCAACAGUGAGCGGACAUCCCCUUUCUAUCAGUAUUUUAGCCAGCUCCCGUUAUUAUUUUGGACAUACGUAAAACCCCCUCCAUGUAGGCUACCUGUGUCCACAUGCCCAUCAUGAAAUGAGAGAUGAGUUGAUGCAGGUGGUGACCCUCGUAGUUAGAAACAUUUAAGUUAUUUUCCUCUAACAAUUGCUUGUUUCAUUUCAUUAAAAACCUAAACUUAUUAGAAUGAUUCACCGUCCUUGGCUUUAUGGUGAGAAAAUCCAUCGCUCGCAUGCAAUGCAAUUUAGGAGCCUUCUGCUAUUUCUGGAGAAGUGUGAAUGCGAUCUGUAAGGUCCUUCCAUGAUGUUUAUAAAACAUUAUAUUUGGGAACAGUAUAAUGUUAAGUCAACAUUCCCCCUUUAUAUUGGAUCUUACUCCAGCUCCUGUGUAGAGUUUGGAUCUGUGUAAAACCUUCCAUAGUCUAUGUUGCCUCAAUAUUAUAUGCCCAAUGGGGAGACAAUAUGGUGCCUUUAACUGUAUUUAGAUAUAGCCAAUUUAAAACAAGUUGAUGUUUCGUUUUUAUUAGAAUUGUAUUCACAUUUUUCACUCUCUUUUUAAGCCUUAUCAAUAGGCUAGUGAAUUUAAUCUUGCUUAUUGACAACGUUUGGCAUGUCCAUGGCUCAGACAUGGAAAACAAAAUGUAAUUUACGGUAGGCCUAGCCCUUAUAUCAGUGUGAAUGCUAUGUUUAACAAUAUACUGAAUUUCCGUAUCGAAGCCAUGCAAUUACUUACAAUGUGAGCUGCAAACAUGUUCAACAUAUUUAGCAACGAUGGGAAAGCCUACACACGUUGUUAUUUUGUUUAUGAUAGGUUAAUUAACAAACUAGGCUAUAAUGGACUAACAUUCGAAUUGGAGUUGAUGACAACGCAAUACAUAAAAGACCGUAAAUACACAACUUGAAGCAUGGAGCACGUUCUGAUUGGCCUUUGAGGGGUCAAGCCUCGACACCUACAACUUAUUUAUUAAUCAAAACCCAGCCCUUUCACGCCACCGCCAGCUACUGUGCAUAUAAUUCCCAUUGUGAAAAUAACAAAAAUAUUUCUGACACAGCCCCAACCUGUAGGGCUACCGCCAGUGCUAAGAUUUACUAUUGCGUUAGGUUCGUUAAAAUUGAGCCCUUAACCCCCUAAAGUCGAUUGACACACCUGUGCGUCAAUCUAAUUAACAUAAUUUAAAACAUCCCCAUCAGAAUCCGUCUUUUUAAGCUAGAGAUAUCUGGUUUUUGAAUGGGUUGCGUCUCAAUCCACUGCAUCUGCCUAUGUUGGCCUUCCGCAUCUGCGGUGGAAAGUGGCAGACAUACAGCGCUGUUUGUCAGACCAGGAGACAUAAUGAAAACGUCUGUAGCAUCCGAACGGUUAGGUCUACAAACUAACAUAGCAGUAAAGUCCAAAUUCAAUAUUUUAUCUAAUCAUUUUUCAAUAUAAUUUUGUUUAUACCAACAGGGGUCCUAAAAUUCAAAAUCAAAUAGCUAAACAAUUCCAUAUUGUGGUGAAUGAUGGACGGAGUCAGGCGCAGGUGUAAAAUAACCGAAUGCAGAUUUAUUCCUUCCAGACAUACAAUGCGCCUACAACGGCAAUCGAAACAGGUACAGGGGAAACAAUCCUCCCUGACCAAACACAGUCUCAGAAAAUACAAUAAAUGUAAUGACACAGGGGAAAAUCAACCCUGGCAAAAUAAAUGAGAGAGUAUCUCAACCGAGCUACUCUCCUCCCACAUAGAACAAUCACUCACAAAGACAAGGGGCAGAGGGAACACUUAUACACAGACUAAUUAGGGGAUGAGCACCAGGUGUGUGUGAUUGACAAGACAAGACAAGUGGAGUGAUGAGAAUGGGAGCGGCAGUAGCUAGUGAGCCGGUGACGACGAACGCCGAAACCUGCCCGAACAAGGAGGGGAGGCAGCCUCGGCGGAAGUCAUGACACAUACAGUGGGGAAAAAAAGUAUUUAGUCAGCCACCAAUUGUGCAAGUUCUCCCACUUAAAAAGAUGAGAGAGGCCUGUAAUUUUCAUCAUAGGUACACGUCAACUAUGACAGACAAAAUGAGAAAAGAAAUCCAGAAAAUCACAUUGUAGGAUUUUUUAUGAAUUUAUUUGCAAAUUAUGGUGGAAAAUAAGUAUUUGGUCAAUAACAAAAGUUUCUCAAUACUUUGUUAUAUACCCUUUGUUGGCAAUGACACAGGUCAAACGUUUUCUGUAAGUCUUCACAAGGUUUUCACACACUGUUGCUGGUAUUUUGGCCCAUUCCUCCAUGCAGAUCUCCUCUAGAGCAGUGAUGUUUUGGGGCUGUCGCUGGGCAACACGGACUUUCAACUCCCUCCAAAGAUUUUCUAUGGGGUUGAGAUCUGGAGACUGGCUAGGCCACUCCAGGACCUUGAAAUGCUUCUUACGAAGCCACUCCUUCGUUGCCCGGGCGGUGUGUUUGGGAUCAUUGUCAUGCUGAAAGACCCAGCCACGUUUCAUCUUCAAUGCCCUUGCUGAUGGAAGGAGGUUUUCACUCAAAAUCUCACAAUACAUGGCCCCAUUCAUUCUUUCCUUUACACGGAUCAGUCGUCCUGGUCCCUUUGCAGAAAAACAGCCCCAAAGCAUGAUGUUUCCACCCCCAUGCUUCACAGUAGGUAUGGUGUUCUUUGGAUGCAACUCAGCAUUCUUUGUCCUCCAAACACGAGAGAGUUUAGUUUUUACCCAAAAGUUAUAUUUUGGUUUCAUCUGACCAUAUGACAUUCUCCCAAUCCUCUUCUGGAUCAUCCAAAUGCACUCUAGCAAACUUCAGACGGGCCUGGACAUGUACUGGCUUAAGCAGGGGGACACGUCUUAGGCACUGCAGGAUUUGAGUCCCUGGCGGCGUAGUGUGUUACUGAUGGUAGGCUUUGUUACUUUGGUCCCAGCUCUCUGCAGGUCAUUCACUAGGUCCCCCCGUGUGGUUCUGGGAUUUUUGCUCACCGUUCUUGUGAUCAUUUUGACCCCACGGGGUGAGAUCUUGCGUGGAGCCCCAGAUCGAGGGAGAUUAUCAGUGGUCUUGUAUGUCUUCCAUUUCCUAAUAAUUGCUCCCACAGUUGAUUUCUUCAAACCAAGCUGCUUACCUAUUGCAGAUUCAGUAUUCCCAGCCUGGUGCUGGUCUACAAUUUUGUUUCUGGUGUCCUUUGACAGCUCUUUGGUCUUGGCCAUAGUGGAGUUUGGAGUGUGACUGUUUGAGGUUGUGGACAGGUGUCUUUUAUACUGAUAACAAGUUCAAACAGGUGCCAUUAAUACAGGUAAUGAGUGGAGGACAGAGGAGCCUCUUAAAGAAGAAGUUACAGGUCUGUGAGAGCCAGAAAUCUUGCUUGUUUGUAGGUGACCAAAUACUUAUUUUCCACCAUAAUUUGCAAAUAAAUUCAUUAAAAAUCCUACAAUGUGAUUUUCUGGAAUUUUUUUCCUCAAUUUGUCUGUUAUAGUUGACGUGUACCUAUGAUGAAAAUUACAGGCCUCUCUCAUCUUUUUAAGUGGGAGAACUUGCACAAUUGGUGGCUGACUAAAUACUUUUUUACCCCACUGUAUGUUAUCUUAGUAUAACCCCCCCCCGCCCCCCCCCCCCCCAAAGGCUUAGACUUUUAGAGGUUAAUGUCAGACAAUAGCAAUGUAAAUAGAAUAUAAAAUGAAUCAAAAACUGUCUGCUUAUGAGAUCAUUUUGCUAAUUUCCUCAAAUUGCUUGGUUUACCAGGCAUACAGUAUUGACAUUGGUAGAGGCCAGUGCCGAUUUUAGCAUGUAAAUCUUGGGGGGGGGGAUGCAUGCGAGCAAAGCCACUACACAACACAACACUAAACAAUACAUUAAUUGCACUAUAACGGUGACAAACGGUGCCCACAAACUGUUAGGGCCUACAUAAAGCUGUCCCAACAGCAGAGUCCCAACAGCAGUCCCAACACCUUACCACUGCUACACCUGGCUAUCAGCGGAGCCUUGUCUGGCAGCGAAACAGUUCAUUCAGCCUCAUUUACUGCCUUUAAAAAAAAAACAUAGCUGAUCUGGCUGACUUGCUUAAACAAAUGUGGUUUCUACUGACAAUUGAGAUGUACAAACUAUGGCAUAAGGGGACGACAAGCGGAUAAAAUGCAAUCCGUAAUUUCAAUUAAGACAUUGAUGAGCAAGCUAGGACCGACAUAGUCAAUAUACAGUGAGGGAAAAAAGUAUUUCAUCCCCUGCUGAUUUUGUACGUUUGCCCACUGACAAAGACAUGAUCAGUCUAUAAUUUUAAUGGUAGGUUUAUUUGAACAGUGAGAGACAGAAUAACAACAAAAAAAAUCCAGAAAAACGCAUGUCAAAAAUGUUAUAAAUUGAUUUGCAUUUUAAUGAGGGAAAUAAGUAUUUGACCCCUCUGCAAAACAUGACUUAGUACAUGGUGGCAAACCCUUGUUGGCAAUCACAGAGGUCAGACGACAUGUCAGGAGGGAUUUUGUCCCACUCCUCUUUGCAGAUCUUCUCCAAGUCAUUAAGGUUUCGAGGCUGACGUUUGGCAACUCGAACCUUCAGCUCCCUCCACAGAUUUUCUAUGGGAUUAAGGUCUGGAGACUGGCUAGGCCACUCCAGGACCUUAAUGUGCUUAUUUUUGAGCCACUCCUUUGUUGCCUUGGCCAUGUGUUUUGGGUCAUUGUCAUGCUGGAAUACCCAUCCACGACCCAUUUCCAAUGCCCUGGCUGUGGGAAGGAGGUUCUCACCCAAGAUUUGACGUCCCUUUGAUGUGGUGAAGUUGUCCUGUCCCCUUAGCAGAAAAACACCCCCAAAGCAUAAUGUUUCCACCUCCAUGUUUGACAGUGGGGAUGGUGUUCUUGCGGUCAUAGGCAGCAUUCCUCCUCCUCCAAACACGGCGAGUUGAGUUGAUGCCAAAGAGCUCCAUUUUGGUCUCAUCUGACCACAACACUUUCACCUAGUUCUCCUCUGAAUCAUUCAGAUGUUCAUUGGCAAACUUCAGACGGGCCUGUAUAUGUGCUUUCUUGAGCAGAGGGACCUUGCGGGCACUGCAGGAUUUCAGUCCUUCACAGCGUAGUGUGUUACCAAUUGUUUUCUUGGUGACUAUGGUCCCAGCUGCCUUGAGAUCAUUGACAAGAUCCUCCCGUGUAGUUCUGGGCUGAUUCCUCACCGUUCUCAUGAUCAUUGCAACUCCACGAGGUGAGAUCUUGCAUGGAGCCCCCCGAAUAAUCGCACCAACUGUUGUCACCUUCUCACCAAGCUGCUUGGCGAUGGUCUUGUAGCCCAUUCCAGCCUUGUGUAGGUCUACAAUCUUGUCCCUGACAUCCUUGGAGAGCUCUUUGGUCUUGGCCAUGGUGGAGGUUUGGAAUCGGAUUGAUUGAUUGCUUCUGUGGACAGGUGUCUUUUAUACAGGUAACAAGCUGAGAUUAGGAGCACUCCCUUUAAGAGUGUGCUCCUAAUCUCAGCUCGGUAACUGUAUAAAAGACACCUGGGAGCCAGAAAUCUUUCUGAUUGAGAGGGGGUCAAAUACUUAUUUCCCUCAUUAAAAUGCAAAUCAAUUCAUAACAUUUUUUACAUGCGUUUUUUCUGGAUUUUUUUGUUGUUAUUCUGUCUCUUACUGUUCAAAUAAACCUACCAUUAAAAUUAUAGACUGAUCAUUUCUUUGUCAGUGGGCAAAUGUACAAAAUCAGCAGGGGAUCAAAUACUUUUUUCCCUCACUGUAACUAUUUAUUCAGAACUUUUUAAAUGUACAGCGACAGAAUUCAGAACAUGGGCCGUUCUUACAGUGUUCUCCCUGUAUACGAAGUCAGAAUCGUAAGAAAAAUAAAGGGGGCAUAUAAGCAGGCAAUGAUAGCUCUUACAAUAUUCCAUGAUUACAUUUCUCUAAAACAGGUUACAGGCUACAUGUGCACCACCAAGUCAGAACAGUAGGCGAAAUUAAGAGGGGAUAAUAGACCAAAUUAUUAGGGUGAGGCACAUGGGCUACCAACAGUUUACUACACAACAAACACUUAGUAUUACUUUCUUAGCUACAAUAUACAUAUUUCCCUGGCAUAUUACGUCAUUUAUGCAGCAGCAUACAAUACAUUUUUGGACUCACCUUGUUGUGCUGUGCUCACUUGAACAGGAAGGUGGCGCGGAGGUCCUUUGUGGGCAAAUUUUGUCAUCAAACUUUGUCAUCAAAGUCUGGCAUUCUCUGGAUUUAUGGUGCUUUCAAGACAACUGGGAACUCUGAAAAAAACAAGGUUGAAUCAUGAUGAUGUCAGUGAUCUUCAGGUUGUAGCUCUAGAAAGAGGACAGAGUUCCCGAUUUACAAUUCCGAGUUGGAUGACCAUUCAAAACGUAUUUUCCUAGUCGGAGCUUGUUUUUUCCUGAGUUCCCAGUUGUCUUGAACUCACUGAAGUAAGAUUUCCCAGUUCCGAGUUAACAGUUGUUUUGAGUGCGGCAGAAAUCAUGCUGGAUUGACAGCAUGGCCCAUGUUGAAAGUUGAUCAUUUUAAGCUUGGAAAAGAGACCCAUAAACCAGACUUGGGACCACACAGCCACUCCACUGAAUAGCAGGCUAGUGAUUGCUUUGCAAUGCUUGCAGUUAGCCACUAAUUCCUUCCAAACCACUCAUUGUUGAAUAUGCGAUUUCCAACUUGUUGUGUAAUGUUUAUGUCCAAUGGCCGAUGCGUAUAGAUACGUUUUAUCUAUAAUUUCUCUUCAUUAUUUCUCUUCAUAUGACAAGGAUUAAAAAGGAUUUGCCAGUAGAUUGUUUUAUUUUUAUAUAUAUAUAUAUAUAUAUAUAUAUAUAUAUAUAUAUAUAUAUAUAUAUAUAUAUAUACACACAGUGGGGAGAACAAGUAUUUGAUACACUGCCGAUUUUGCAGGUUUUCCUACUUACAAAGCAUGUAGAGGUCUGUAAUUUUUAUCAUAGGUACACUUCAACUGUGAGAGACGGAAUCUAAAACAAAAAUCCAGAAAAUCACAUUGUAUGAUUUGUAAGUAAUUAAUUUGCAUUUUAUUGCAUAACUAUUUGAUCACCUACCAACCAGUAAGAAUUCCGGCUCUCACAGACCUGUUAGUUUUUCUUUAAGAAGCCCUCCUGUUCUCCACUCAUUACCUGUAUUAACUGCACCUGUUUGAACUCGUUACCUGUAUAAAAGACACCUGUCCACACACUCAAUCAAACAGACUCCAACCUCUCCACAAUGGCCAAGACUAGAGAGCUGUGUAAGGACAUCAGGGAUAAAAUUGUAGACCUGCACAAGGCUGGGAUGGGCUACAGGACAAUAGGCAAGCAGCUUGGUGAGAAGGCAACAACUGUUGGCGCAAUUAUUAGAAAAUGGAAGAAGUUCAAGAUGACGGUCAAUCACCCUCGGUCUGGGGCUCCAUGCAAGAUCUCACCUCGUGGGGCAUCAAUGAUCAUGAGGAAGGUGAGGGAUCAGCCCAGAACUACACGGCAGGACCUGGUCAAUGACCUGAAGAGAGCUGGGACCACAGUCUCAAAGAAAACCAUUAGUAACACACUACGCCAUCAUGGAUUAAAAUCCUGCAGCGCACGCAAGGUCCCCCUGCUCAAGCCAGCGCAUGUCCAGGCCCGUCUGAAGUUUGCCAAUGACCAUCUGGAUGAUCCAGAGGAGGAAUGGGAGAAGGUCAUGUGGUCUGAUGAGACAAAAAUAUAGCUUUUUGGUCUAAACUCCACUCGCCGUGUUUGGAGGAAGAAGAAGGAUUUAGUACAACCCCAAGAACACCAUCCCAACCGUGAAGCAUGGAGGUGGAAACAUCAUUCUUUGGGGAUGCUUUUCUGCAAAGGGGACAGGACGACUGCACCGUAUUGAGGGGAGGAUGGAUGGGGCCAUGUAUCGCGAGAUCUUGGCCAACAACCUCCUUCCCUCAGUAAGAGCAUUGAAGAUGGGUCGUGGCUGGGUCUUCCAGCAUGACAACGACCCGAAACACACAGCCAGGGCAACUAAGGAGUGGCUCCGUAAGAAGCAUCUCAAGGUCCUGGAGUGGCCUUCCAGUCUCCAGACCUGAAUCCAAUAGAAAAUAUUUGGAGGGAGCUGAAAGUCUGUAUUGCCCAGCGACAGCCCCGAAACCUGAAGGAUCUGGAGAAGGUCUGUAUGGAGGAGUGGGCCAAAAUCCCUGCUGCAGUGUGUGCAAACCUGGUCAAGACCUACAGGAAACAUAUAAUCUCUGUAAUUGCAAACAAAGGUUUCUGUACCAAAUAUUAAGUUCUGCUUUUCUGAUGUAUCAAAUACUUAUGUCAUGCAAUAAAAUGCAAAUUAAUUACUUAAAAAUCAUACAAUGUGAUUUUCUGGAUUUUUGUUUUAGAUUCCGUCUCUCACAGUUGAAGUGUACCUAUGAUAAAAAUGUCAGACCUCUACAUGCUUUGUAAGUAGGAAAACCUGCAAAAUCGGCAGUGUAUCAUAUACUUGUUCUCCCCACUGUAUCUAUACAGCUCUGGAAAAAAUUAAGAGACCACUGCGAAAUUAUCAGUUUCACUGGUUUUACUAUUUAUAGAUAUGUGUUUGGGUAAAAAUAACAUUUUUGUUUUAUUCUACAAACUACUGACAACAUUUCUCCCAAAUUCCAAAUAAAAAUAUUGUCAUUUAGAGCAUUUUUUGCAGAAAAUGAAAACUGGUCAAAAUAACAAAGAAAAUAAGUUCAUGUUAAUUUCUAAACAACACAAUACUAAUGUUUUAACUUAGGAAGAGUUCAGAAAUCAAUAUUUGGUGGAAUAAUCCUGAUUUUCAAUCACAGCUUUCAUGCGUCUUGGCAUGCUCUCCACCAGUCUUUCACAUUGAUGUUGGGUGACUUUAUGCCACUCCUGGCGCAAAAAUUCAAGCAGCUCGGCUUUAUUUGAUGGCUUGUGACCAUCCAUCUUCCUCUUGAUCACAUUCCAGAAGUUUUCAAUGGGGUUCAGGUCUGGAGAUUGGGCUGGCCAUGACAGGUUCUUGAUCUGGUGGUCCUCCAUCCACACCUUGAUUGACCUGGCUGUGUGGCAUGGCGCAUUGUCCUGCUGGAAAAACCAAUCCUCAGAGUUGGAGAACAAUGUCAGAGCAAAAGGAAGCACGUUUUCUUCCAGGACAACCUUGUACGUGGCUUGAUUCAUGCGUCCUUCACAAAGACAAAUCUGCCCGAUUCCAGCCUUGCUGAAGCACCCCCAGAUCAUCACCGAUCCUCCAACAAAUUUCACAGUGGGUGCGAGACACUGUGGCUUGUAGGCCACUCCAGGUCUCCAUCUAACCAUUAGACGACCAGGUGUUGGGCAAAGCUGAUAAUUGGACUCAUCAGAGAAGAUGACCUUACUCCAGUCCUCUACGGUCCAAUCCUUAUGGUCUUUUGCAAACCUCAGCCUGGCUCUUCUUUGCUUCUCAUUGAUGAAGGUCUUUUUUUCUAGCUUUGCACGACUUCAGCCCUGCCCCUAGAAGCCUGUUUCGAACCGUCCUCGCCGUGCACUUCACCCCAGCUGCUGUUUGCCAUUCUUUGUGUAGGUCACUUGAUGUCAUCCUACGGUUGUUGAGUGACAUUCGAAUGACUUGGCGGUCAUCCUGGUCAGUAGAGAGUCAUUUUCACCCUCUGCCGGUCUGUAGCUUUGUUGUCCCCAAUGUCUGCUGCUUGAAGUUGUUCUUAUGAACCGCCGUCAUUGACAUUUUAAGGAUGGAAGUAACCUGACGCUCACUGUAUCCCUCUGCCAGUAAAGCCAGAAUUGAACCCUUCUUUUCCUCACUCAAAACUUUCCUUUUCAACUCUUUUGGCAUGGUCAAUAGUUAUUUUUUGAUUAAUAUUACUUUUGAGCUUACUAUUAGCACUGGUCCUAUUGCAAGAGUAUAGUGAUGAACACAGAAGUGGUUUUUAUACUUUUCCUCGUUAAAUAAGAUUUGGUUCAGGUGAUCACCUAAUCAGUACCUAAUUCAGUAGAAUGAGGUGUGCCUGUGUUGGAAUUUAACAGACACUGGAAUGGAAUGGCUGUCAUGCUGAUUUAAGAAAAAUUUGCAGUGGUCUCUUAAUUUUUUCCAGAGCUAUAUAUAUAUAUAUAUAUAUAUUAUAUAUAUAUAUAUAUAUAUAUAUAUAUAUAUAUAUAUAUAUAUAUAUACAUACAUACAUACAUACAUACAUACAUACAUACAUACAUACAUAUACACAUACAUACAUACAUACAUACAUAUAUAUACACAUACAUACAUAUAUAUACAGUGGGGGAAAAAAGUAUUUAGUCAGCCACCAAUUGUGCAAUUGUGUUAUAGUUGACGUGUACCUAUGAUGAAAAUUACAGGCCUCUCUCAUCUUUUUAAGUGGGAGAACUUGCACAAUUGGUGGCUGACUAAAUACUUUUUUUCCCCACUGUACAUAUCCUUUAAAAAUAUAUAUUUCCCUUUAUUACUUUCCAACCCCACCACCCCUUCCCUAAUUGGAGGAAACUAGUGAACAACAAUGCUUAGGCCUCUACUUCCAGCUUAUACAUACUAUAUUUUAUGGACACAGUCAAUUUUACAAUAAUUCAAUUUUGUUUGUUUUUACUCCUGUACUUCCUCUACCCUCAACCUCUCCAAUCAUUUUCAUGAAGUCCAUCCGGUUUGCUUCUAUAUGCCAUAUCUUUCACAAAAGCUCUCAACCUAUAACCUAUAUACUUAUUGUGGACACAGUAUGCUUAUUAUUAGUUAUCUUGUUGUUAUUAGUUGUUGUUAGUUGUUAUUAGUCCCAUCCUUCAACUCCAUUGAACACCACCCAUCUAUCUCUUAACACCAUCCAUAUUGGAUUUCUAUUUGCCAUAUAUUUUUCAACUGUACUGUGAUGUUUUACAAAAAUUCUGAACCCUUCUAUUCUCAUUGUUUCUACAGAUUGUAAAUUGAAAAUGUUUUUUUUUUCUAAAAAUAUUGUUAUAUUAUUGAUCGAUUGACUAUGACUUUUCAGAUCACCCAGUAUUGCUAUCUGCAGGGUUAGCUCCAGUUAAAUAUUGCAAUCCUUUAGCCAUUCCUGGACCUGUGUCCAAAAACAAGCUACAAAUGGACAGUACCAAAACAAAUGAUCUAAUGAUUCUGUCUCUUCGCAGCAAAAUCUGCAGAGCUGGGAAGAUUCUAUCCCCCAUAUAAAUAACAUUCUAUUGGUAGCAAGAAUUUUGUAUAAUAAUUUAUAUAGAAAAAUUCUAAGUUUUGAAUCCGGCGUCGUUUUGGGUAUCAGUUCAUAAACACUAUGCCAUGGAAUCGGUACGUCAAAAAUCUCUUCCCAACUAUUUUGCAAUCUAUAUGGGACGGCUGUCAAUCCUUUGGUCCUUAAAUGAAACUGGUAUACUUUUCUAUUUAUCACAAUUUUCUUUAACCAAUUAUGUUUAAUGCAGGGCCGACAGACAAGUUCCUUACUUUUUCCCCCUUCACUUUCCUCUUCCAUUUUUGCGGUAAUGCUGCAAUUAUUUGGUUGUAAUUUUGGGUAGAGCAGAUAUUUCCAUAUGUUUUUGUUAGCUGCAUGUGUGACAUAACUCCACCAGUCCUACCUAUGAUAUCAUUUACGAAGAUUAUACCUUUUUGUAAAAAAAAUUUAAUCAAUUAGUAUAUUUGAGUUUAACCACUAGUUGUUGCAUUAUUUGUUCUGUUGUUUCUGGAGGAUUCAAUUGAAAUUGCAACCAACUUUCUAUGGUUUGUUUUAGAAAUAGUGAUAUUUGGGAGAUGAUUUCCUUUUCAAAUAACUGAAAGUGAGAGGUUGUAAUCUGAAUAAAGGGGAAAAGGCCAUUCUUGAACAUUGGGUGAGACAAUCUUACUAAUUUGCUAGAGAGCCAGUUCGGAUGUAAGUAUAACUUUUGUAUGACUGAAGCUUUUAGUGAUAGGUCUAAUCCUUUAAUAUUUAAUAAUUUCUGUCCUACGAAUUCAUAUUCAUUAUAUAAAUAUGCCCGUUUAAUUUUGUCUGGCUGGAAUAUUUUUUUCUCAUAUAAUUAAAAAAACUGUUCGCUAGGCGUAGGCAAGACCUACAAUGUUGUUGCCAGUAGAUUCUUGACUUGAUUCAUGAUGAUGACUGCUAGCUAAGAUUUUGAAAGUAUGAUGUAGACAUGAUCAGUCCAAUCAAAGCUACCGUAGAUAUAAUGUGAUUUGACGUCAUUUUAUCUGUGGCCAAUGACCUUGAGCCUUCUUGGAUGGGCACUUCUAAUGUAACUCUAUGGCAGCACCCAAGGGGCUUGAAUUUUCGAGCCCUACCCUUAGAUUUGGCGGUGACAUAGUGUCCCCAUGAGUGACAGAACACUGAGCCAAUCACGGCGCAACUAGAGAACAUUACCAACCCCUACACUCCGUAUUUUAUACUGUCUGCCCCACCACCACAGAAAGCACUGAGCUAGGCUGAAACACCUGCAUUUUGGAGCUGCCUUACUCAAGAAAGCAAAAAAGAGACCAUGUUUGUGUGCGGCUUUAUUAACUAAAUUAUUUAUUUUAAUUUUUUACAUUGUUUGCAAACUGAUAUGUGACACGUAUUAAUGCCAAAAUAACAUGCAAAACAGGCAACCAAAAAAUUAAUAAAAACAUUAUUAUUAAUAUUGUAAUUUUAUGUGUGUGCAAAAACAGAGCCCUGAAUGACGGGUUGCCACUGGUAGAGGCCCAAUGCAGCUGUUUUUAUAUCAAUAUCAAAUAAUUUCUGGUUAACAAUUAAGUACCUUACUGUAAUAGAUUUCCAUUCAAAUAGGCAAAAUAGCUUUUUAGCAAAAAACUAUUACUCAAAAAAACUGUUUCACAAGCAAUACUUUUGCUAGGACUGUCUGGGAGUGGUCUGAGUGGGGAGGGGAAAACUGAAAACUAGCUGUUAUUGGCAGAGAGUUUCGGAACUCUCGUUGUUAUUGGUCUGCUAACCAAUUUACCUAAUUUGACAUGUCACCAUGGAAAGCUGGAACUCCUGCCCAUGCAAACCUGCUGAUUACAAAGUCCUGUGUAGAUUGUAUUUUCAAACAGCAACUAUCAGGAAAUAACAAUGAUUUUAAAAAAUCCCACACUUUUACAGUGUUAGUUUCAUCAGCUAUUGUACAAUAUGAUAUAAAACACAGAAUAUUGACUGCACUGGGCCUUUAAUGCAAUGAUCAGAGGGGUUUUCUAUUCCAGUUUAGAUGACUGUAUUUGGCAGUAGUUUCUUACCUCACCUGUCAGUUACUGGCCCUUGCCAAGUAAUCUCAGCUUCCAGAUGUAUCAUUAUAACGUUUCGUAUCAUUUUAUUACUCUUAGUGAGCACUUUCCACUUUCCAGCACUGACUGAUGGACAGGUUGACAACUGUGUUGUAUUUUCUCCACUUUGAACGUACAGAGAGAGUUGAAUGAUUCAUGGGCCUGAAUGGUAGAUGACAUCUGCUUUCUGACUGAUAGUAAAUCAGAGCACAUAUCAGCUCCCAGUCAAGCAUGUAUGACAUCAGGUCUGGCAGUCUGUUAUCAUUAAUACAGCAUGACCAGUAUAUUUCACAUGAAACAGUCUACAGCAUGACUACAGUAUGCCCCAAUCUCAUUUUAUGAACAGCCAUCACUGUGGGGGACUUUAUAUAGUUUGGAGGUAAUUCGUGUGUAGGUUUCAUUUGAUUCAUUUUCAGUAUAAUGAAGUGAGGUUUAGAUGUUUUUUUCUUUACUAUUGUUCUGUCCAUGGCAACCGUAUUGUAAUGCAAUGAAUCUCCCUCUCGCUGUUGCUCUCUCUCACAGACACACACACAUUUAGAAUUUCGACAGGGGUUUGCAACCUUAUUAAGAAAUGAGUGAAGAUUAUGAGAUUUGCUGGUAAUAGUGGAUGAGUCAUCAGUAUCCAUUAGUUUUUAAUGAACAGUCAUGUGCAGACAGAGGUCAGAGGGAAAAGGAACUGUUUAAGGCAAGGAUCAUCAACUAGAUUCAGCUGCGGACCAAUUUUUUCUUGAGCGGAUGGUCGGGGGCCCGGAACAUAAUAAAACAAAUAUUUGUAGACUGCAAAUUAACCGCAAGAAGCCUAAACAUAUAUAAUAUUUGACUAAAACAAUAAUUUCAAACCUUGAUUACAUUUGGGAACAUUGUCCUGUGUAGGGUGCCGUCUUUCGGAUGGGACGUUAAAACGGGUGUUCUGACUCUCUGUGGUCAUUCAAAAUCCCAUGCCGCUUAUUGUAAGAGUAGGUGUAUUCACCCCGGUGUCAUGGCUAAAUUCCCAACCUGGCCACAUUCCAUCAUGGCCACCUCAUUCCUAAUUGGCAUAUAUCACUCCUAGCCUCUCCACCUGAUAGCUGAUGUGUGGUGAGCGUUCUGGCACAAAAAUGGUCGCCGUGUAUCACUGAGGUGGGUGCUACACAUUUCUCCCUACUAUGUAAAGCGCUUUGAGUACCUCAGUUGGUAGAAAAGUGCUAUAUAAAUCCAAUCAAUAAUUAUGAAUUAUUAUUUGUAUACGAUCACAUAUGUCUCUCUAUUAUACGUGGGAAUACUUGGGAACAGAUUUCCGAAAUGAAAAUCACUUGGAGCUGAUUUCCUGGUGUUUUUACAGUCUUUUAUGUCCAACAAUGAAAAUUAAGUUGGGGAACCCUGGUUUAAGGGCUCAACAGUAUAUUUCUCUGCUAUUAGGAGUAAUGCUGUUCUCUGCUGUAAUUGUAUUCAACUAUACUGUAAGUUAAGGGAAAGAGAAAGGGAUUUUGUGUGUGCACUUACAUGCAUGUGUGAGCGAUAUCUCUGUACUUAAGUGUCUUGUGUGUUUGUGGAAGCUUAACAGGAGGUAAACACAGGAAGUACAGAUUACCAGUACAUAAUGAUUUAAAUGAUACACUAGAUGACUGAUAGGGAAUGCAUUGUUGAAGCCACCAUACCUCCAUCUUGGCACUCCCCCACCAGUGUAAAACAUUUUUUGAAAGCUAUAGAAAUGCAUGUAUUAAUGUCUGCAUUCGUCUUUGCCACAUGUAUUCUAUUACAGACACGUAAGUGCAUACUUUUAAAUUAUAUUAUUUGAGCAAAAAAUAAAAAACAUUUUCCUUAAAUUAAAUUUUUUUUGAGAUUACUAAUGUUAAUGUCUCCACUAGAACAACAAAAAUACUGAAAUACAUGUAAUUUGGUCCUUGAAACAUUUAAUAUAAAUACUGUAGAAUUCCAUUCAUUCCUACGGAGGACUGCUCCUACUGGGGAGUGCCAAAAUGGCCGACCGGUGGCUUCAAAGCCUCUCAAUAGUAACAGCAAUCCAGGGUUUAUAUGCAUCAUUGCAAGUACAGCAGUAGGCUAAUCGAGCCUAAAGCCUGUUAUUUGCUAGCUCUGGACUGUAGUGAUUUAAAAGCAAAUACAAUGUUGGUAAUCUUAGGCCUGGUUACAAGUGGAAACGUCUCCAGCAGCAUGUUGAGGAGAAGAGAAGAAUCCCCCAUGCGUAAUGGCGUUUCCCACAGCCCCUCCAUUAGACUGAGAACACAUGGCACUGAGCUCCUUCCUCACAGGACUCACUGUGAUACUGGCACUGCUCUGUGUGUGUCACUGCUCUGUGAGUAGGGAGACUCAAUCAGAAUUCGUCAUCAUAAUUCCAGCAUGAUAUGGUGUAGAUUUAUACAUUUAAAACAGAGUCAGUUAAAGGGCACAGCACUUUUGGUUAGAAAACUGAAAUAGUUUAUUAUGGCAGUAUUCUUAACAUGCAGUACAUCCAUGACCAGAGCUUUAGAUUGCUAGAAGAAUUGAUAGACUUAAAGGGACUUCAUAUAUAAUAUAUAAUAUGCCAUUUAGCAGACGCUUUUAUCCAAAGUGACUUACAGUCAUGCGUGCAUACAUUUUUUUGUGUAUGGGUGGUCCCGGGGAUCGAACCCACUACCUUUGCGUUACAAGCGCCGUGCUCUACCAGCUGAGCUACAGAGGACCAUCAUCUCCAGCACCACCCAAACAUCAACGUAUGAAAAUCGCGCGUUUCUAAAAGAUAGAGGAAGAUAAGUGUUUCCAAUGGCAUCAUCAACAAUUAGUAGUCAAUGCCUACUCAUAAUUGGUUAAAAUCACAUAAUGCACACCGAUGGUGUCAUUGGAAACACUUACAGUGCCUUCAGAAAGUAUUCAUAACCUUUGACUUAUUCCACAUUUUGCUGUGGAAUUCGAAUUGGAAUAAAACAAUGUUUUUAUCUCUCCCAUCUACACACAAUAUUCCAUAAUGACAAAGUCAAAACAUGUUUUUAGACAGUUUUAGAAAUGUAUUGAAAAUGAAAUACAGAAAUAUCUAAUUUACAUAAGUAUUCACACCCAUGAGUCAAUACUUGUUAGAAUCACCUUUGACAGUGAUUUCAGCUGUGAGUCUUUCUGGGAAGUCUCUAAGAGCUUUGCACACCUGGAUUGGACAAUAUUAUUAUUUAAAAAAUUAUUCAAGCUCUGUCAAGUUGGUUGUUGAUCAUUGCUAGACAGCCAUUUUCAAGUCUUGCCAUAGAUUUUCAAGCCUAUUUAAGUCAAAACUGUAACUAGGACACUCAGGAACAGUCAAUGUCAUCUUGGUAAGCAACUCCAGUGUAUAUUUUGCCUUGUGUUUUAGGUUAUUGUCCUGCUGAAAGGUGAAUUUGUCUCCCAGUUUCUGUUGGAAAGCUUGGAUUUUCCUCUAGGAUUUUCCCUGUGCUUAACUCUAUUCUGUUUGUUUUUUUCCUAAAAAAACCUCCCUUGCCGAUGACAAGCAUACCCAUAACAUGAUGCAGCUACCACCAUGCUUGAAAAUAUGGAGAGUGGUACUCAGUAAUGUGUUGUGUUGGAUUUGCCCCAAACAUAACACUUUGUUUUCAGGACAUUAAGUUUUUAAAAAAAUCCCACAUUUUUUGCAGUUUUACUUACAUUUACAUUUACAUCAUUUAGCAGACGCUCUUAUCCAGAGCGACUUACAAAUGGGUGCAUUCAACUUAUGAUAGCCAGUGGGACAACCACCUUUUUUUAUGGGGGGUGGGGGAAGAAGGAUUACUUUAUACUAUUCCAGGUAUUCCUUAAAGAGGUAGGGUUUCAAGUGUCUCCGGAAGGUGGUCAGUGACUCCGCUGUCCUGGCGUCGUGGGGGAGCUUGUUCCACCAUUGGGGUGCCAGAGCAGCGAAUAGCUUUGACUGGGCUGAGCGGGAACUGUGCUUCCGUAGAGGUAGGGGAGCUAGCAGGCCAGAGGUGGAUGAACGUAGUGCCCUCGUUUGGGUGUAGGGUCUGAUCAGAGCCUGAAGGUAAGGAGGUGCCGUUCCCCUCACAGCUCUGUAGGCAAGCACCAUGGUCUUGUAGUAGAUACGAGCCUCAACUGGAAGCCAGUGGAGUGUGCGGAGGAGCGGGGUAACAUGAGAGAACUUGGGAAGGUUGAACACCAGACGGGCUGCAGCGUUCUGGAUAAGUUGAAGGGGUUUAAUGGGACAGGCAGGGAGCCCAGCCAACAGCGAGUUGCAGUAAUCCAGACGGGAGAUGACAAGUGCCUGGAUUAGGACCUGUGCCGCUUUCUGUGUAAGGUAGGGUCGUACUCUGCGAAUGUUGUAGAGCAUGAACCUGCAGGAUCGGGUCACCGCUUUGAUGUUAGUGGAGAACGAAAGGGUAUUGUCCAGGGUCACGCCAAGGUUCUUUGCACUCUGGGAGGAGGACACAAUGGAGUUGUCAACUCUGAUGGCGAGAUCAUGGAGCGGGCAGUCCUUCCCCGGGAGGAAGAGCAGCUCCGUCUUGCCGAGGUUCAGCUUGAGGUGGUGAUCCGACAUCCACACUGAUAUGUCUGCCAGACAUGCAGAGAUGCGAUUCGCCACCUGGUUAUCAGAAGGGGGAAAGGAGAAAAUUAAUUGUUUGUCGUCGGUGUAGCAAUGAUAGGAGAGACCAUGUGAGGAUAUGACAGAGCCAAGUGACUUGGUGUAUAGAGAGAAUAGGAGAGGGCCUAGAACUGAGCCCUGGGGGACACCAGUGGUGAGAGCACAUGGUGCGGAGACAGAUUCUCGCCACGCCACCUGGUAGGAGCGACCUGUCAGGUAGGACGCAAUCCAAGAGUGAGCAGCGCCGGAGAUGCCCAACUCGGAGAGGGUGGAGAGGAGGAUCUGAUGGUUCACAGUAUCAAAGGCAGCGGAUAGGUCUAGAAGGAUAACAGCAGAGGAGAGAGAGUUAGCUUUAGCAGUGCGGAGAGCCUCCGUGACACAGAGAAGAGCAGUCUCAGUUGAAUGACCAGUCUUGAAACCUGACUGGUUUGGAUCAAGAAGGUCAUUCUGAGAGAGAUAGCAGGAGAGUUGGCUAGAGACGGCACACUCGAGUUCUGGUCUGUAGUUGUUGACAUCGAUUUUUUGAGGAGGGGUGCAACUCUCGCUCUCUUGAAGACGGAAGGGACAUGGCCAGCGGUCAAGGAUGAGUUGAUGAGUGAGGUGAGGUAAGGGAGAAGGUCUCCGGAAAUGGUCUGGAGAAGAGAGGAGGGGAUAGGGUCAAGCGGGCAGGUUGUUGGGUGGCCGGCCGUCACAAGUCGCAUGAUUUAAUCUGGAGAGAGAGGAGAGAAAGAAGUCAAAGCAUAAGGUAGGGAAAUGUGAGCAGGACCAGCGGUGUCAUUUGACUUAAUAAAUGAGGAUCGGAUGUCGUCAACCUUCUUUUCAAAAUGGUUAACGAAGUCAUCCACAGAGAGCGAUGAGGGAGGGGGAGGAGGAGGGGGAUUCAGCAGGGAGGAGGUGACAAAGAGCUUCCUAGGGUUAGAGGCAGAGGCUUGAAAUGUAGAGUGGUAGAAAGUGGCUUUAGCAGCGGAAACAGAGGAAGAGAAUGUAGAGAGGAGGGAGUGAAAAGAUGUCAGGUCCGCAGGGAGUCUAGUUUUCCUCCAUUUCCUCUCGGCUGCCCGGAGCCCUCUUCUGUGAGCUCGCAAUGAGUUGUCAAGCCACGGAGCAGGAGGGGAGGACCGAGCCGGCCAGGAGGAUAGGGGACAUAGAGAGUCAAAAGAUGCAGAAAGGGAGGAGAGGAGGGUUGAGGAGGCAGAAUCAGAAGAUCGGAGGGAGAAGGAUUUAGCAGAGGGAAGAGAUGAUAGGAUGGAAGAGGAGAGAGUAGCGGGAGAGAGAGAGCGAAGGUUGCGAUGGCACAUUACCAUCGGAGUAGGGGCAGAGUGAGUAGUGUUGGAGGAGAGCGAGAGAGAAAAGGAUACAAAGUAGUGGUUGGAGACUUGGAGGGGAGUUGCAGUGAGAUUAGUAGAAGAACAGCAUCUAGUAAAGAUGGGGGGGGGACGGUGAGAGGGUGAGGUCAAAAUAGGAAAGGAGUGGAAAGAAGGAGGCAGAGAGAAAUGAGUCAAAGGCAGACGUAGGGAGGUUAAAGUCACCCAGAACUGUGAGGGGUGAGCCAUCCUCAGGAAAGGAACUUAUCAAGGCGUCAAGCUCAUUGAUGAACUCUCCAAGGGAACCUGGAGGGCAAUAAAUGACAAGGAUGUUAAGCUUGAAUGGGCUAGUGACUGUGACAGCAUGGAAUUCAAAUGAGGAGAUAGACAGAUGGGUCAAGGGAAAAAGAGAGAAUGUCCACUUGGGAGAGAUGAGGAUUCCUGUGCCACCGCCGCGCUGACUAGAUGCUCUCGGGGUAUGCGAGAACACAUGGUCAGACGAGGAAAGAGCAGUAGGAGUAGCAGUGUUUUCUGUGGUAAUCCAUGUUUCCGUCAGCGCCAAGAAGUCGAGGGACUGGAGGGUAGCAUAGGCUGAGAUGAACUCUGCCUUGUUGGCCGCAGAACGGCAGUUCCAGAGGCUGCCGGAGACCUGGAACUCCACGUGGGUCGUGCGCGCAGGGACCACCAGAUUAGAGUGGCAGCAGCCACACGGUGUGAAGCGUUUGUAUGGCCUGUGCAGAGAGGAGAGAACAGGGAUAGACAGACACAUAGUUGACAGGCUACAGAAAAAGGCUACAAUAAUGCAAAGGAGAUCGGAAUGAAAUGAACUAAACAUCUGGGAAAGCGAGAGAGCGGGGCCUCCCUCACUUACGUUUCACUGAAACACUCAAAUACACUGCUCAAAAAAAUAAAGGGAACACUUAAACAACACAAUGUAACUCCAAGUCAAUCACACUUCUGUGAUAUCAAACUGUCCACUUAGGAAGCAACACUGAUUGACAAUACAUUUCACAUGCUGUUGUGCAAAUGGAAUAGACAACAGGUGGAAAUUAUAGGCAAUUAGCAAGACACCCCCAAUAAAGGACUGGUUUUGCAGGUGGUGACCACAGACCACUCCUCAGUUCCUAUGCUUCCUGGCUGAUGUUUUGGUCACUUUUGAAUGCUGGCGGUGCUUUCACUCUAGUGGUAGCAUGAGACGGAGUCUACAACCCACACAAGUGGCUCAGGUAGUGCAGCUCAUCCAGGAUGGCACAUCAAUGCGAGCUGUGGCAAGAAGGUUUGCUGUGUCUGUCAGCGUAGUGUCCAGAGCAUGGAGGCGCUACCAGGAGACAGGCCAGUACAUCAGGAGACGUGGAGGAGGCCGUAGGAGGGCAACAACCCAGCAGCAGGACUGCUACCUCUGCCUUUGUGCAAGGAGGAGCAGGAGGAGCACUGCCAGAGCCCUGCAAAAUGACCUCCAGCAGGCCACAAAUGUGCAUGUGUCUGCUCAAACGGUCAGAAACAGAUUCCAUGAGGGUGGUAUGAGGGCCCGACAUCCACAGGUGGGGGUUGUGCUUACAGCCCAACACCGUGCAGGACGUUUGGCAUUUGCCAGAGAACACCAAGAUUGGCAAAUUCGCCACUGGCACCUUGUGCUCUUCACAGAUGAAAGCAGGUUCACACUGAGCACAUGUGACAGACGUGACAGAGUCUGGAGACGCCGUGGAGAAUGUUCUGCUGCCUGCAACAUCCUCCAGCAUGAACGGUUUGGCGGUGGGUCAGUCAUGGUGUGGGGUGGCAUUUCUUUGGGGAGCCGCACAGCCCUCCAUGUGCUCGCCAGAGGUAGCCUGACAGCCAUUAGGUACCGAGAUGAGAUCCUCAGACCCCUUGUGAGACCAUAUGCUGGUGCGGUUGGCCCUGGGUUCCUCCUAAUGCAAGACAAUGCUAGACCUCAUGUGGCUGGAGUGUGUCAGCAGUUCCUGCAAGAGGAAGGCAUUGAUGCUAUGGACUGGCCCGCCCGUUCCCCAGACCUGAAUCCAAUUGAACACAUCUGGGACAUCAUGUCUCGCUCCAUCCACCAACGCCACGUUGCACCACAGACUGUCCAGGAGUUGGCGGAUGCUUUAGUCCAGGUCUGGGAGGAGAUCCCUCAGGAGACCAUCCGCCACCUCAUCAGGAGCAUGCCCAGGCGUUGUAGGGAGGUCAUACAGGCACGUGGAGGCCACACACACUACUGAGCCUCAUUUUGACUUGUUUUAAGGACAUUACAUCAAAGUUGGAUCAGCCUGUAGUGUGGUUUUCCACUUUAAUUUUGAGGGUGACUCCAAAUCCAGACCUCCAUGGGUUGAUACAUUUGAUUUCCAUUGAUAAUUUUUGUGAUUUUGUUGUCAGCACAUUCAACUAUGUAAAGAAAAAAGUAUUUAGUAAGAUUAUUUCAUUCAUUCAGAUCUAGGAUGUGUUAUUUUAGUGUUCCCUUAAUUUUUUUGAGCAGUGUAUAACUCUCCCAACUUCCACUUAAGAAAUUAUAAUUGUUGUAAACUACAGCAGUUCAAUGUUUUCUAGGAAUAGACUCUAACUUAGUUUAUUCAGCUAACUAACUUGGUACAGUAUUCUUCCGUGAAAACCGUCCAGGGCACCGAUUCCUAUGACGCCAUAGCCAACUAGCAUGCCAGCCUCCAAUAACACGGUUUAGCACCAAUACUCGGUUACAACAAACCAGUGUGUUAACACGCCAAACAGAUCAUUCGUGUCCGUGUCUAACGUUGUGUAAAGUUUUGGGUUAGUUUUGACAGUUUGAGUGAGUACGUCGUCAACUUAUUCAGCCAGUUAGUUAGCUAGAAUAGUUAGCAUACUAGCUAGCCAUUGCUCUCUGCCAACGAACCACCCCUCCUCCGACGGCACGAAACACACAGAGAGAGCCAAGCUAACGUUAACUAGUCACCCAUGUCCCGAAUUCCCUUGAACGACUCUUGUUACCAGUAUGUAAAAACAAAACAAAAAUAAAUGUAGGUUAUAACUGACCCUUAGUAGCUACUGUUAGCCAUUUAAGUGCAAAGCUAGCCACUGAAGCGAUUCAGCCAGUUCGCAUCUGUCUCAACGGAGAGAAAGCGUCUCCAAAUAUUACAGCUAGGUCGUUCCAGCUAUUGCUUAGUUAGCUAUCCAGGUAGCAACAAGCUAGUUACAUUUCCAGUACAGUAGCCACUAACUACCUAACGUUAACGCUUCAGAUAAUGAGGUUAGAAAAACAGCUGAAUGGUAGCUAGCUAGCUGGCAUAAUUACAGGUACUCUUAAGUGUGAAAUUACAUUGGAAACAAUUAUCCACAGUUGCUAAUAGUUACCAGUAGCUACCCGCUAGCUAGCUAGCUUUAUUGGUCCAGGUAGUGGGUUAGCUAGCCUCGUGCUUCACCGGGCUCAGCCGAAUACAAUACUUACCUACAAUAAUUACCUACAAUAACCUACAAUAUCUACAUAGAUAAACGACCUACAAUACCUAACUACAAUGCCUACCUACAAUCUAAAUACAUGGUUUAAGCUUUACUCGACACCAUAUUAGAAGCCAAGCUUACCUCCCGCUAGAGAAAAUACAACCUCACCCGACCAGACCAGGAACAAUAUCAAAAUGUAUACUUCAGUGCCUUAUUGCAAACAGGAUGCAUGUUUUGGAAUAUUUGUAUUCUGUACAGGCUUCCUUCUUUUCAUGCUGUCAUUUAGGUUAGUAUUGUGGAGUAACUACAAUGUUGUUGAUACAUCCUCAGUUUUCUCCUAUCACAGCCAUUAAACUCUAACUGUUUUAAAGUCACCAUUGGCCUCAUGGUGAAAUCCCUGAGCGGUUUCCUUCCUCUCCGGCAACUGAGUUAGGAAGGACACCUGUAUCUUUGCAGUGACUGGGUGCAUUGAUACACCAUCCAAAGUGUAAUUAAUAACUUCACCAUGCUUUACUUUUUUUUUUAAACUCAUCUACCAAUAGGUGCCCUUCUUUGAGAGGCAUUGGAAAACCUCCCUGGUCUUUGUGUUUGAAAUUCACUGCUCGACUGAGGGACCUUAUAGACAAUUUUAUGUGUGGGGUACAGAGAUGGAUUAAAACACUAUUAUUAAACACUAUUAUUGCACACAGAGUGAGUCCAUGCAACUUAUUAUGUGACUUGUUAAGCACAUUUUUUACUCCUGAACUUAUUUAGGCUUGCCAAUACAAAGGGGUUCAAUACUUAUUGACUCAAGACAUUUCAGCUUUUCAUUUUUAAUUUGUAAAAAUGUCUAAAAACAGAGUUCCACUUUGACAUUAUGGGGUAUUGUGUGUAGGCCAGUGACACAACAUCUCAAUUUGAUCUAUUUUAAAUUCAGGGCUGUAACACAACAAAAUGUGGAAAAAGUCAAGGGGUGUGAAUACUUUCUGAGGGCACUGUAUCUUCCUCUAUCAUAGAAAUGUGCCAUUUUUACAUAUGUUGACGGGUGGUGCUGGAAAUAAUGAAUAUGAAGUUGAACAUUUUUUAAAUGUCCCUGUAGGAGCAACAUGUUCCAGAAUACACCGACAAUACCAUGUUUGUUUCAAACUCUAGUCGCAGCUUUGUUCCUCUGUCUUCAGGGAGAUUGUGACAUGAAUGAUUUGGACCUGCUUCCCCUCUAUCCGGCUAUGUAUCAGAUGGCUUAUAACCCACGCUGGGGACUGAGACAUGUAUAUGGCAGAGUUUUCACAAGUGGAGAAAUUCAAUCCCUGGCUCCAGGCAAGAUUUACAACUGUGUCUGAAAGAAGAGAAGAGGAGAGGAGAAGUGAAGAGAGGACAGGACAGGAGAGGAUAGGACUGGAGGAUGUGACGGAGCGGUGCGGGGGUGCCCACACGGACAGGACAGACAAACAGCUGUCACAGCUAGUAGGCCCAUUGUUCGUACUGGGCUUUAUAUCCCAGCAGUUUUUUUUAAAUACAGCGCUUGGCUAAGAGGGACAGGCUCCUAAUGGGAGAGUUUCUUAGUUUCCCUUCUGUCACAGCAUCAGCAAAGAAACUGGCGCUGACAGAGCCGACUGAGCCGUAA
Coregonus sp. 'balchen' is the source of this 27502-nucleotide messenger RNA. NCBI's taxonomy places the organism in Eukaryota, Metazoa, Chordata, Actinopteri, Salmoniformes, Salmonidae. The record is from the annotation of a GenBank genome assembly.